CGGAUGGACAAUUGGAUCAAGUACUUUUCUUUGGACAAUGAUAUAGCUGCUAGCUAUGGUGGUAAACUAAGUGGAUAGGGACGACAAGGACACAGGUGGGUAACAAAUUGCUUUCUACAUGUAUUGACCACCUUCGCCGCCCUUGCCACCAUGGUAAUUGCCACCCUUGCUAUCGUGGUACGGCACCGAGGUCGGCACCGUGUGCUCAUAUCCGUAGUCAUGAGGAGGAUAGCCCUGAUAUCCAUUAUGGUUAUACGCGUCGUAUCCUCCUCCCUGAUGGUGCCCCCCAUACUGAUCAUACUGAUCAUACUGAUCAUACUGGUCGUACUGUGGCUCAUAUCCUCCAACGACACUUCCACCGCCACCGGGGCGGUUCUCAAAGGGCGAAGGACGAUGACCCCCUUGCAUGGGUCCACGCGAAGCCAAGGGAGCGCCGCUUGCGAUGGGUACAGGAAUCAUGGGUGGUGUCUGUGGACGCGCAGGCUUCUCCCACUGGUCAUCCAAUCCAACGUAAGUGCCGUCCAGGUCCAGGGGCUCAUGGCGACGACGACGGCGCUUCAUCAUAAACAUCGCAACCAUGCCUCCCGUAGCUGCAAAUCCAAUGAUGCCGAGCGAGAUUCCGAUGGCAGUGCCAUUGGGUCCAGAAUCUCCUCCCGACACAGGGGUAUCAGUCGAGUUAGUGGGCGUCGCCGUCGUAGUGCCUGUAGCGGUGCCAUUGACGGCUCCUGGAACGUUGCUGCCGCCAUUUGGGUUGGUUACAGGGGCGGUUGUAGUGCUGGGGUUGGAAGGCAGAUUGCUAGUGGUACCGGAUCCAGUCAUGGGCGUUGUGGUACCAGGAGCGAUGACACCAGUGUAGGGAGCCUUCCAUUCGUUGAUAGAGAU
Messenger RNA from Gamsiella multidivaricata, 882 nucleotides. RefSeq lists its product as uncharacterized. NCBI's taxonomy places the organism in Eukaryota, Fungi, Mortierellomycota, Mortierellomycetes, Mortierellales, Mortierellaceae. The transcript has a single exon. The record is from RefSeq and is a predicted model, not a curated record. The annotation marks the transcript as partial.